AUGACCGACCGCCAUCCUCCCCCGUCUCCCCCUCCUCAACACCGCCGACGAUCCUCCUUUAUCGACAUGUUCACUCCCCGAACACAUUCCUCCACCGCUCACGUCUCGACCUCUCCCUCUUCUGCAGCGGUCCCUACCACCCCGGGAGCCACACAACAUCGAAGAGGCACCUCAAUUACUGCCCUCGGCCUGAAUACAAGCGCAGGCAACCAAGCUUCCCCCUUUGCGGCCUUCCAGAACCAACGACGAGCAAGUGUUGCAACAUCCUCCGCGUCAAGCUCUCCGGAAUUCAAGAAUAGCUUUGGGGAUGAGCCGGCAGUCAUUGAAGAGGACGACCCGGGUCGAGCUACAAUACAUGCUCCGUCAUCACCCUCCUUUGCCAGACGAGUCAGUUUUGGGGCACAAGCACUACGAGAGUCCUCCAGACUUCCAGGAAGUCCGGGCACCUCUGUCGGUGGUAGGCGGUCCUCCUCCUUGUUCCCUCUAAAUGAGAAUUCCGUAAAUGCCACUCCGCCACGUCAAGCUACUUCGGGGACGGCCAAGACUGGAGGCGAAGGCUUCAAUUGGUCCGAGGCCAUCCGCGACAGAUCCCGGCGCUCUCCGUCCUUCUCUUCGGGCAAUCCAUUCGUCCUCGGUCCAUCACGUCCUCGUGCAGCGAGCGUCUCCAAUCCCGAACCACCAAAGGGGAUGGACAGACCAGUCGAGCCUGUUCCACAGAAAUUGAAGAAACCAGACCCCCUGGGAGAAAGAAUGUUGCGUGGUGAUUUCAUGAUGGAUUGA
This is a messenger RNA of Capronia coronata CBS 617.96, 780 nucleotides long. RefSeq lists its product as uncharacterized. The transcript is spliced from 2 exons. The record is from RefSeq and is a predicted model, not a curated record. Bases 1 to 780 code for a protein of 259 amino acids. Lineage: Eukaryota; Fungi; Ascomycota; Eurotiomycetes; Chaetothyriales; Herpotrichiellaceae.